CGACUCGCUAGACUCGAGGCGCGGAGUCUCUAGUCUCAACUGGCGCGCGACUGCAUCCUGCUCUCUCACCAGCGGAGGAGCAGAGCAGCAAGCGGUGGCGAUGGAGGAGGAGCAGCUGCGCGCGCUGCUCCGCGACCUGGACGCGCUCAAGCAACGCCCUGAUCCGGCCUCCAUCGACCGGAUGCGAGACCGGGUGGUGGCGAUGAUGAACCCGACCGCCGGCGCCCGAUCCAAGAUCAAGGACAUGAGCGCGGAGGUGGUGGACAGCAACCCCUACAGCAGGCUCAUGGCGCUGCAGCGUAUGGGCGUCGUCGAGAAUUACGAGCGCAUCCGGGACUAUUCCGUCGCCAUUGUUGGAAUAGGUGGUGUUGGUAGUGUCGCUGCAGAGAUGCUCACUAGAUGUGGGAUUGGACGCCUCUUGUUGUACGACUACGAUACAGUCGAGUUGGCUAACAUGAAUAGGUUGUUCUUUCGUCCAGACCAGGUUGGAAUGACCAAAACAGAUGCCGCUGUACAGACACUUUCUGGAAUAAAUCCCGAUGUUGUGUUGGAGAGCUACUCAUUGAAUAUUACUACAGUCAAAGGAUUUGAAACAUUUUUGGCAAGUCUAAAAGCACAGAGCUCUCAUGACUGUAGCACUGGAGUUGAUCUUGUCUUGAGCUGUGUUGAUAACUAUGAAGCUCGCAUGGUUGUAAACCAGGCAUGCAAUGAGCUUGGUCAGACGUGGAUGGAGUCUGGUGUCUCGGAAGAUGCUGUUUCAGGUCAUAUACAACUGCUGGUUCCUGGUGAAACUGCAUGUUUUGCAUGUGCUCCUCCAUUGGUUGUAGCAUCUGGAGUGGACGAGCGUACACUUAAAAGAGAAGGUGUUUGUGCUGCCUCUUUGCCAACUACAAUGGGCGUUGUUGCUGGUCUCCUGGUCCAGAAUUCUUUGAAAUAUCUAUUGAAGUUUGGACAAGUUUCCCCUUACUUGGGAUACAAUUCACUUAAGGAUUAUUUCCCAACAAUGGAAAUGAGACCAAAUCCGCAAUGUUCGAAUCCAGCAUGUGUUCAGAGACAGAAAGAAUAUAUGGAAGCUAAACCUGCUAGAGAUGCAGCUGCAAAGGCUAAGAUGGAAGCUGAAACACCAGAAGCAAAUGAAUGCCCUGUCCACCUUGAUAACGAGUGGAACAUUAGUGUUGUUGAUGAUGAUGACACAGCGACAUUAAGCAUUCGAAGCACUGCAGAUAUCCUACCAGAAGGCCUUGUCCGUGAGCUUCCAGCUGCUGAUUUCUAUCCAGAACAACCUGCUCCAGUGAGCUCCAGUGCUAUUGAUGAUGACCUUGAGGAGCUCCAGCGGCAACUUGAUGCCCUAAACUCGUCUUAGCCUUAGUCAACUGGUGCGUCAGCGUUCUCUCGGCCUUCCCCAAAAACCAACUUGGAUGCGGAAACUGAGUUCACAUAUUAUUGUUUGUCUGUUCUAACAGAGUUAGUAAUUUCGCUGGACAUAUCCUUCACUGAUUGUACUGGGUACAAAAUUUAUUAGUUAUACUUUUUGAGUUUUGACAUACAGUUUUGGUUGAGAGAAUGUACAUUUCGGAGGUGAGGAAUUAAUCCGUUACUAAUA
Phragmites australis (common reed) is the source of this 1603-nucleotide messenger RNA. Its product is annotated as ubiquitin-like modifier-activating enzyme 5. Gene Ontology annotation, molecular function: UFM1 activating enzyme activity. Gene Ontology annotation, biological process: protein ufmylation. Bases 101 to 1363 code for a protein of 420 amino acids. Gene Ontology annotation, cellular component: cytosol; cytoplasm. The transcript is spliced from 14 exons. Lineage: Eukaryota; Viridiplantae; Streptophyta; Magnoliopsida; Poales; Poaceae. The record is from RefSeq and is a predicted model, not a curated record.